Leptonychotes weddellii (Weddell seal) is the source of this 956-nucleotide messenger RNA. The record is from RefSeq and is a predicted model, not a curated record. Lineage: Eukaryota; Metazoa; Chordata; Mammalia; Carnivora; Phocidae.
UUGAGCAGGGACCGAGUGCAGAAGGAACAGAUGGCAAAGGCCAUGCCCACCUUCUUACAGAUGUGUGAGCCCUACUUUCUCUACCUGGAGGCAGCCGCACGGAGUGUGCCCCCCAUCUAUGGAGCCCUGCAGGAGCUGGUCCGAAAGGGGCUGUUGGAGAUCUCCCAACAGCUGACCCUGCGCCUGGAACAGCUGGUCCUCAUGUAUGCCUCCUUCGGGUUCGUGGACCUGGAGGAGACUGACCCCCUAAGUAUCUCCUGUUUCUUCUGCGGGAGGUUCUCCAUCAGCCCUUCUCAUGAGGUGUCCAUCUUCAGAUACUGCGCCCCAGCCGCCUACACCGCCAGCCGCUUCCCCCGAUACCUCUACAAGAAGAUGCGUUGGAACCUGGAAACCACCCCAGAGCCCAGCAGCAGGGGGCAAGAUUCCCAUGUGGAUUACUAUUUCCUGUGCUAUCGAGAUACAUGGGAAGACACAGGCAAGAGUCCGGCCAAUUCGUGCCCCCAGAUCCAGAAGCUGUGGUCCAUUGGCCGAUGGGUGCCGCUAGGACCUGCCGAGGAUGACCUUUAUUCAUGGAUUUUGUGCCCGCAGCCGCCUGGGGACUACCAGCAGCUGCUGACCAUCGGCUUUGAGGAGCCCUCGCACAUGCUGGCCACCGACCUGCUGGUGCAGAUCCUCACGGGCCAGGCAGGCCCAGCCCGGCCCCCGAGCACGGCCGGGCUCGCGGCGUGGGCCGCGCAGGGGUCUUGAGCCUGGAGAGAGCGUGGGAGCUGGAGCUUGACAGUUCCGAACUCCAGGAGAGGGAGCAGGGGAGGGGCUCACUCGUUCUCCCAGUGCACCUCGGCCUCGCCUUCCAAGGGGCGAGGCCGAGCUGGCCAGUCUGCACCGGGUCCGGCCCGGCCGCGGAGCCCUUCACGUGGACACACCAGUUUUGCGUUAAAUAAAAGAAAGAAAGAGGU